This is a messenger RNA of Sarcophilus harrisii (Tasmanian devil), 977 nucleotides long. RefSeq names its product GTP-binding nuclear protein Ran. Gene Ontology annotation, molecular function: GTP binding; GTPase activity. The coding region runs from base 56 to 706 and encodes 216 amino acids. Lineage: Eukaryota; Metazoa; Chordata; Mammalia; Dasyuromorphia; Dasyuridae. The record is from RefSeq and is a predicted model, not a curated record. The transcript has a single exon. Gene Ontology annotation, biological process: ribosomal subunit export from nucleus; protein import into nucleus. Gene Ontology annotation, cellular component: nucleus; cytoplasm.
UGUGUUCUCGGUUCAGUCAGGCGGAGACAGAGACGCUUCUGGAAGAACCAUCACGAUGGCCGCCCAAGGAGAACCCCAAGUGCAGUUCAAACUUGUAUUAGUUGGUGAUGGAGGUACUGGAAAAAACACAUUUGUAAAACGUCACUUGACUGGUGAAUUUGAGAAGAAGUAUGUAGCCACCUUGGGUGUUGAAGUCCAUCCUCUCGUGUUCCAUACUAAGAGAGGUCCUAUUAAAUUCAACGUAUGGGAUACAGCUGGCCAAGAGAAAUUUGGUGGUCUGAGAGAUGGUUAUUACAUCCAAGCUCAGUGUGCCAUUAUAAUGUUUGAUGUAACAUCAAGAGUUACUUACAAGAAUGUACCUAACUGGCAUAGAGAUCUGGUACGAGUAUGUGAAAAUAUCCCUAUAGUGUUGUGUGGCAACAAAGUGGAUAUUAAGGACAGAAAAGUCAAGGCGAAAUCAAUUGUCUUCCACAGGAAGAAGAACCUCCAGUACUAUGACAUUUCAGCCAAAAGUAACUACAACUUUGAGAAGCCCUUCCUUUGGCUUGCUAGAAAACUUAUUGGAGACCCUAAUUUGGAGUUUGUUGCCAUGCCUGCUCUUGCACCUCCAGAGGUUGUCAUGGACCCAGCACUGGCAGCACAGUAUGAGCAGGACUUACAGAUUGCUCAGACAACUGCGCUCCCUGAUGAAGAUGAUGACCUGUAAGGGAAUGAAGCUAGAGCCCAGCGUCAGAGGUCUAGUUUUAUAGGCAACUGUCCUGUGAUGUCAGUGGUGUAGCGUGUUUGCCACUUUAUUAUAUAGCUGAGCAGAACAUGUGCUUAAUCUUUGGGAUGCUGAAGGAGAUGAAUGGGCUUCGGAGUGAAUGUGGCAGUUUAAAAAAUAUAAUUCAUAUUUUGGACCUGCGUAUUUAGCUGUUUUGGACCGCAAUUACGUCCCCUUGAGUUUCAAAUAUAAGACUGCUGCAGUCCCAUCACAA